Molecule: messenger RNA, 6253 nt
Organism: Xenopus tropicalis (tropical clawed frog)
Lineage: Eukaryota; Metazoa; Chordata; Amphibia; Anura; Pipidae
Gene: dpep2
Product: dipeptidase 2
Exons: 11
Coding region: 256-1362 (368 amino acids)
Biological process (GO): proteolysis
Cellular component (GO): membrane
Molecular function (GO): dipeptidase activity; metallodipeptidase activity
Source: RefSeq, a predicted model, not a curated record
CCAGCACUUGAGAGAGAGAGAGAGAGAGAGAGAGACACCAGAACUGUAAGUGAUUUCCCAGCAACAGUACUCUGCCUGGCAUUUGAGUUUCAGACCCUGAAGGAGGUCUUCUAAGCUGCUGGUGACUGGUUAUCUCCGGUGUAUGUCCCCUGUGCGAGGACAGGUGUUGAUCGUGUGCCUGCUACGUUGGAGCAACUGCCUAUCCAAAGGGAGAGGUACUUUGAGAUCUACAUUUAAAACCAGUAGAUUGAUGACAUGGUGUGGAAAAUGCCUCUGUUUCUUUUCGGUACCCAAAUGUCCAUUAAGUGGAUUUUGCUUUUUGUCCUAAUCCCGUUUAUUUCAUCUUACAAUGACAGUGAACUUGAACUUAGAACCAUGAGACUGAUGAAGCAGUCUCCUUUGAUUGAUGGGCACAAUGACUUUGCACUACAGAUUAGAAGACUGUACCAGAACAAACUAUCAAGAAUCAACCUAAGGAUACUGAACAGUACAAGAACCAACAUUAAGAAACUUAAAGAUGGAUAUGUUGGAGCACAGUUCUGGUCAGCAUACGUUUUGUGCAGUUCCCAAGAUAAGGAUGCAGUGAGGCUUGCACUUGAACAAAUCGAUGUAAUAAAGCGGAUGUGUAAUGAAUAUGAUGAGCUAGAGCUUGUGACUUCAUCAGAAGGUAUUGUUAACACUUCAAAACUUGCCUGUCUGAUUGGAGUAGAAGGAGGACAUGCGAUAGACAGCAGUUUGGGAACCCUGAGGAUGUUUUAUGAUCUGGGAGUGAGAUAUAUGGGUCUGACACACACCUGCAAUACUCCAUGGGCUGAAACAUCUUCAUAUGGAGUUCAUUCAUCGUACCAAGAUACUAAAAGCCUAACUGAUUUCGGCAAAGAGGUGGUGAAAGAAAUGAAUAGAAUAGGAAUGAUCAUCGACUUGUCCCAUACCUCCUUUAACACAUCCCGAGAAGUAUUGAAUAUAUCAAAAGCUCCUGUGAUAUUCAGUCACUCUGCAGCCUUUGCUUUGUGUAACAUUAACCGAAAUAUCCCAGAUGACAUUUUAAAGGGAAUUAAAAAGAACAAAGGUCUGGUAAUGGUGAAUUUUCACACACAAUUUGUUGCAUGCCAAAAGACCGCAAACAUCUCAGACGUGGCAGAUCAUUUUGACUACAUCAGUAGCAUUGCUGGCUUUCAGUCUGUCGGUAUAGGAGGGGACUAUGAUGGAGUGAAUGGGUUUCCCAGGGGCCUUGAAGACCCUUCAAAAUACCCAUCAUUGAUUCAAGAACUACUACGACGAGGGUGGAAGGAUAACGAACUAGAGGGAGUUUUAAGAGCAAAUUUUUUGCGUGUAUUUAGAGAAGUAGAAAAGGUGCCUUGAUCUUCGUGAAAGAUAAUUUAUCAUCUGUCUGCACAAUGGGCCAAAAUCACUGGACCGAGUCCCUUGGCUGUGAGCUAGCUGUAUCAAACUGUGAGAUAAAAAUAUACUGCCAUCCUGAUCCUUACAGUUACUAAUAGACUUAGCAGUAAUCCUGUAACCCUGUUUUGUUUCUGUCACCUGAACUCAGAGUACAAAUUUUGUUUAUGAUAUCCCUGGGGCAAAAAACAUUGAAUCAAUUCCUCACAUUAGUGUAAAGCCCUAAUUAUGUUGGUAUUGUUACAUAAAGCCCUGAGAAACUGUGAAUAUGGUAUGCUCUUAAUCCAUGGUUGCAGAUGGAAGCUAGCUGCAUGUUAAAUGCUAUUGUGAUCAGUUGGUUUAUGGAAUAGGGUGGUACUUAUCCUCUGAUCCUCAAAUAAAAACUGUCCAAAAAGUCCACACUACUUGGACUGUACAAAGAAAGUUGUAUAUGUUCAUUGCAUUGUUAAUACCAUCCAUGAACAUUUUAAGUUCACUCGAAGAGCCACUCCAUAUAAGAAACAGAUCAUCUAUGAAACGGUUAUAAAAAAUUUGUUUCAUGCAAAAGAUCCCUAAAGAUAGAAAUAUCUUUAUUAUGUGGAACUAUAUUACAGAUAAACUCUAUUAGUGUGGCAAGAAUACAAUUAGUAGGUAUUAUGUGGUUUCGGAGUUUUGUCUAUGUGUGUAUGUGUGUCUAUGUGUAUGACAAGGGGAAGUAAUGAUGUUUUGAUACAAUGAUGUUCGCUUUCACAUGCAUGUGUUACUGAGACGCCGAGAUUUUUGCACAUAUGUAAGAAAAACUCUUCAACAUAAAGAAAACCUCAACCCUGCUGUUUUGUGCUAGAAGCUACCAUAGACAGAAGUGACUCUUCUUUUACCAUUACUCUAUGAUCUCCUCUCCUCCUAAGCAUUUAACAAGAUCAGGACAAGUUUACCACAGCCCAGUAUCUGCCACAUUUAAGCAUCUCUGUGCACGAAGGAAGCUAUAUACUAAGUUGUGGGUGAGGGUCUAAAAAGAGUGACUGAUAAAAAGGCAGCGGUAAGGGGUGGGGAGAAAGGUGACAAGUUAGGAACAUUUGGAGACUUUGAAAGGCAUACUGCCUGAUGGUGAAUCACUAACUACAAUUGCUAAAGUGGAAAGUAAGGAUCUUUUUUGUGGAACAGAAAGGAGGGGAGGGAAUGGUAGGCUAUAUGUCUGCCUGAUCUGUUACUAAUUACUACCCAUGGGUAUAUAAAGCAUUUUAUUUUUGUGUACCAAGAAAUUCUUAAUUAAUUAAAUAUUCUGUUAGUAAUUACAGCACCGUGCUGCUAUCAUUUAUGAUAGUCAUCAACUAAUUGACUGGCUUACCACAGUAAUCUCCCAAGCCUGAAUAACACUUCCAUGACUACGAUUGUUUUAUUUGCAGAAGUGGGUACCUAACCCUGUUUAGUAUUCCAUCCAUAAAGACUUGUGUUGUCCAGUUUUUAAAGCAGUUACAGUGGUGACAGAUAUUGCUAAGUAGUAUGCAUGUAUACAUGUUGUCGACAUUUUUACAGAUGUUAAACAGUACUAAAGUACAUUAACCAUGGCCUUACAGGAGGAGGCUGCUGCGGGACCAUGAUGUGCUUGUCAUGAAUUGCUGAGGGCUAACCUGUGUCUGUCAUGUUAUGGAAUGCUGGGGGCCAUGCUUUGCCUGUUAUUAAAUGCUAGUGACCAUGGUGAUCCUGUUACAAAAUGCUAAAGGCCAUGCUGUGCCUGUAAGAAAAAUAUUGGGGGCUAUGCUGUGAGUCAGAAAAUCAUCCGGGUCCAAGAGAUGUGCAGAUCUCUUUUCUGCCACCCUAGUCAGACAUGCUUUGUUCAAGGAGCUCUCUUAAUGGCCAUUUCUUGUGUCGGGAACCAUUGUGAAGUUUGUGAUUUGCUGGUUGCUGGGGUAUCAAAUAACAGCACCAAUGUGAAUAGAUUGACAACUCUGCACCAGAUAAGAGGCCAUCCCCAGCCUACCCCACCCUGUUUAGAGGAUUAGCCCAUGUAUUCUAUGGCAUAGAUUUGCAACAGUGUUAUAACUUGUGUGUAAUGCACUGAAAAUCUGAAGCUGCCAACUGCAUCGUUUGCCCAACAAGCACUACAUUUACUAGUAUAUAUAUAUAUAUAUAUAUAUAUUUAUUUAUUUUUUUUGGUACCUCAGCACACUGACCUUUAUUUAUAGUCCCAGUGCUACACUCCUGUAGGAAACAACAACCCCUCUCAAAGUAAUAUAAAAUAGCAAAAAAACAUAUUAAAGAGUACAUUCUGUUGAUGGUGUGGGGUAGGUAAUAUUUUCUGGCCACAUUAGAUGUGGCCAGUUUGUAUAUGUCCAUACCACACCAAAAUGGAAUGCAAGCCUGUGAGUGGAUUCUUUAAGAAAUGGCACAUUAUUCAGAUCAGCAGAUGUACUUUCAUACAAGCAUCAUAUUGAGCUGUAAUUAUUUCACUUUUAUGGACCAAUUUUACCUCCAGUUAUGUGGAACCGCAAUGAGAAUCAAACAUCACCCCACGAUAUGCCAAUGUCUUUAUGGCUAGGCUUGAAGAACUCCAUAUAUAUCACAAUGUGAACUUCACUAGGUAUUGCUUGGCAUUGUGAAGAUACAUUGAUGAUGUUUUUGUAUUAUGGAGGGGUGAUGUUGACUCCCUUCAGCAUUUCCACAGUAGACUGAAUGAGGUACAUCCCUCUACCAUUUCUUCUGUUACGUCUGAUCGCCAAUACAUACAUUUUGAUAAAUCUUCUCAUCACAAGCAGAUUUUGCAUUACACUAGUCAACAUCCACUACAAAGUCCAUUCCAGUCAACUUUCUAGGGUAUAGAGAUUGGGAAGUUAGACCCAAGAGGAGGUGUUGCAGGAACAUGUUAUGUGUCAAAAAUUUUGGGAGAGAUAUUAUCCAGAAAAAUUUAGCCUGCAGGGUUAAACAUCCUUGUAAGAAAACAAAGCAGUUUUAGCGUAUAUAGUGAUGAGCGAAUCUGUCCUUUUUCGCUCAACUGAAAAUUUUGUGAAGUUGCUGAAAAUUUCACCUACCGCACCAAUGGCAAAAUGCUUAUCACUAAGUGUAUAGCUUUUGCUACACCGUUUCAUGCUAACAGUGAAUUUGUAGAAAAACGGAAACAUUGGUAUAUAUUACAAAAUGUAUACCCUACAGUACAUGAAUUUCGAUUGCCACCUCUUAUUAUGUAGCGUAGAGGUACUGUAGAGGCAAAACUAUUGAAGCUUCUCACUGUUCUGUAUGAAAGUUAAAACUAGGGAAAUAAAUACCUUUUUGGAAGGCAGGUCCAAGGGCAUGUUUCCCUUUUAUUAUUUAUAUUAUUUUUUUUCCCUAAACCAGUUUCCCAUAGAAAAUAGGCAUUCAGGCCUAGUUGUGCGAUCUACUUCUUCCGAGAUGGAGAAUAGUGUUAUCAGAUAAUAUUGACUUGGUUCACAUUAACCCCACAGCAUUAGCUCAUACUUGCAGGGUUGCUUAAACUAACUUACAGAGAUAUUCACAUAUUCUGUUUACACAUAGGGGAAGAUUAAUCAAAAUGUGACAUUAAAGCUCACCACAGAAAAACUCACCCAUUUCUACUCAGUUACAGUUCACCAUUUGAAAAUACACUUCUAAAAAUCCCAUAGGAAUGUAUAGAAAGUGGGGGAGUUUUCCUGUGGUGAGCUCUAAUCUCACACUUUAAUAUCUUCUGCAUCGACUUCAUGCUAUUAUGUUAAACAUAUUUGUAAAGCAAAAGUAAACAUAACCCCUCUCCUCAGAACACUUUUUGCAAUUUACAUUUUUUUCUGUUUUUUAAGAUAUCAGUUUUUAGAAAUUCAAAGAACAGUGCUAUUGGUCAGUUAUGCCGGCUGGCCUGACAGAAGAAAUUUUCAGAAGAAUCUAUUCUGAUAUUCUGCUUAGAAAAGAGCAGAGAAACACCAAGUGACUCUUCUCUAUUCUUUUGUAAGCAGAGUAGUAAUACAUUGCCAAAGUGUUCAUAAAAACAUGCUAAGCAGUCUAACUGUCUAAGCAGUCUUACUACAGUCUUCUAUUUUGAGGGUUUACAUUUCCUUGAACAUAUUCUAAUACCAUAAAUGCAUUAUUCCCCUUCCCCUUACAAGAUUCCCUUCCCUAAUUUAUUUUUACUCACAGGUGAGAGAUGAACAGAUAUAUAUGAAACCGAGCGAGGAAGAAAUUUCCGCUGAUGAACUAAACUAUUCUUGUCGUCUUGACCUGAGAUCAUUUGAACCAAAAAAUCUUCAAAAGUCUGGUGGCCAAGAGAAAGGCAGAAGCAUGAUAGAUUUAAUACUAAGUAUUUGGAUUAUAUUUUUUGCCAAUAUGUUUGUGUAAAUGAGAUAGGGAUUAAAUUAUGAAAUGGUAUAUAGGGCAAAUACAGUAAACCUGACAAAGAAAUAUUGUAUGUGAUGCAUAUGGCUCACUGUACCAUCACAUGUAAGUCACAGUUGUCCUAUGUCAGUAAAUUCCUCCACAUUAGAUCCCCAUCUUUCUGAUCAUAGUAGUCAUUUUCAGUGAUAAUUUGAGAAAAAAAAAUAAAAGAAUGAAAAUCCUAGUGCAGUAAAUCUGCUAAGUAAUUGCUCUAAUGCAGAAAGCUGUGGCAUUUUACCACUGGGGGGUUGUGGGAGGUAAAGUAAGAUUGUCCUCCAUCUAUACCAACAACGCUUUACACAACACAGAUGUGGAUGGGAGUGUAGAUUAUUUAUAAAAGAUGUAAAAACUACAUCUCAACAUACAAUGUUGAAAGUGUUGAGCCAGGCCUAAAUCUUAUAUAAAACAAUUUUAGGAAUUUAGAGGUUUGUCUACAGUUAUGCUUAUAAUUAUAUUUUUUAAAGAUAUUCUUGCAUGAGUAAUCAUUUGACAUGACUUAAUAAACUUUGUUUGAAAUGUU